CCCAUUUCCAAUCCACACUCGAACGUGGCCGUAUUCCACUAUGUCUGGAAACGUUGGUUCCUCUACAGAGGAUGUAAAACACCAAAAAGUUCUUCUAUACUUCUUGGACCGAAUUCGAAGUUCCAAGGACAACGCUGGAAAUUCUCUUUCUAAAAUUGUUGAAACGAAUCCACUUUCGGACAAUCCAAAUGAUUUGUUUGCCAGCAAUCGGCCAACUUGCUUGAAAGCAGUUCAACUUAAAAUUGAAAGUUUCGCGUAUCGAGACUUGUCGGAAUUCGUUUUUGAUAUUGCCCAAUUGAUCGCUAAUGUCAAGUUUUUGUAUCACGGUUCUCAAAGUUAUGCGCUAGUUUGCCUUUUGGAAGAGUUUUGUAUUCUCCAGUUACAAAUGCUGCACCGGCAAGGGUUCACAGCUAUGACUCUUUGGCCUCAAGUUCAAGCAUCACCUGCUAUGAUGAGCCAAAAAAGCGCUACCUCCAACACCUAUCGACCUUCUUCUAUUCACGACCAAAGCUUGCUUUCUGCGAAUGCUCCAAACGCACCCAAUGCAUCGAAACAAGUAAAACAUGAAGAACAGCCAUCUGACUUGGACUCAGAGUUUUAUGGAGAAGAGGCAGAAGCAGAUACGGAAUUAAAGAGAAAAUUUGCCCGUGAUGAAUCUGUAGCUAGAGAAGAUGACAUCAAACAUAGAAAGUUACAACAACACCCGACAAAAUAUGCUACACCGCUGGAAGCAAAAGCAAAAGUAAUUAUGCGUCAGGUUCGAAGGUAUAGAGACGUUAAUGGAAGGCAGUUAUUUGCACCGUUUGAACGUCUACCAGAUCCGAGAAUGUUCCCUGAAUAUUACCAAGCAAUCCGCUAUCCUAUGGCUCUUGACGUUAUCCAAAAGAAACUAAACAAAAACCAAUACACAUCUCUUGAUGAGUUCGUCUCGGAUUUUAAUUUGAUGUUUAGUAAUGCAAAGUCUUUCAACGACCCUUCUAGUCAGGUAUACCGCGAUGCUGAUUUUCUGCAAAAGUAUUUGGCCGACGUGAUCCAAAUGGAGUUAGGGAGAAUGGAUGUUGAAGGUGCUGCAUACGACAUAGAUUCUCACACAUUACAAAGACACGAUAAACAAUAUCAAACAUCCAUAAAUUAUGAAGGUACUGCACUCAGCAUAGGUGACUGGAUAUUUUUAAAAAACCAAUCGGAUCCUGGUAAACCGGUUGUUGCACAGAUAUUUAAAAUUUGGAAUUCAUCUGAUCAAACUCCCUGGGUUACUGUAUGUUGGUAUUUCCGCCCUGAGCAAACCGUGCACCGUGCUGAUCGCAUUUUCUAUGAAAACGAGGUAUUCAAAACAUCUCUUUAUAGGGACCAUCCUGUUUCUGAUAUUGUUGGAAGAUGCUUUGUCAUGUACAUUACUCGCUAUGUGCGUGGAAGACCUAAGGGUAUCCGCUCAACGCCGGUAUUUGUGUGUGAGUCUCGCUACAAUGAUGAUACGAAGCAAUUUAGCAAAAUAAAAUCUUGGAAGGGAUGCAUGCCUGAAGAACUCCGGGGAUUUGAUUAUGAAAUGAUAUUGUUUGAUCAUACAAUCCCUCCAAAUAAAGUUCCUAGCCCUUUGCUUCACUUAUUUUCCGGUAAAGCCCAGGUUUCUGACGACCAAACACAGAUGGCCUUAUUUGGUAAUAAUAGCAUGAAUGAGGCUCCUGCUCAGGGUGCUAUAUUGCCGGCUUCUACAAACCUCGAAGAGAAUAUCAAUCCAAGCCGUGUUAUUUCACCAUCACCCUCCGAAUCAUUUUCUACAACACCUAAACCUUCUUAUUUAAAUCCCACUCCUUCCGCAAUGCCAACUUAUGCCAGAAAGACUAGUUCCCACUCUGAUCGGUCACAAUCCCAUCUUUCAAGAAUAGGUCUAUCAGGCCCCGGGAUGUAUGGUUCUGCAGGUACAUUUCCCAUGAUAAACCAAAGCAAUAUGGGCCCUUUACCAGCUCGUCCUUUUUAUGGAGGCGCACAAGACGUUACUGCCGUGCAGCAGCCUCAACAUUUAUCUAAUCUGUACGGUACCAAGAUGAAUUCUCCAUAUACAAAAAUGAACGUAGUACCUCAGGCUGCACGACCUUCUGGGUCUGUUGGUAACCUAUCGGGGCUAACAACACCUUUGGGUACUGCGUACAAUCUUCAUUCGAUGCCACCUCUUCCUUCGUAUACGGCUGCGUUCAUAAUUCCAGGAACUCAUCAAAAGGAAGAUGGAAGUGCCCCUGGUCAAGGAGUUGAUGAAAAAACAACCAUUAAUGUCGAUACAGCUCAAGUUCUCAAUAAGGACGACUCCGGUAAUAUUUUAUGGUACUCUGUUCCCCCUCAAGAUCCCGUGCCUAUACAAAAUUAUAAUUCUAUUUUAAGUCAUUCGUUAGAAUAUUUGGAAUUUAAAAGAAAAAAGAGUCAGGAUCCAUUAAAGGAAAUGCAAACUUCCAGUGAUAACGAAGAGAAGUUCAAGCAUAAUAAAUCAAUCGGUUCAGCUUUGGAAAAGUUGCAAAGUUUACAGAUGCAGCACAUUGCAAUUUUAAAAAAUGAAUUGCUUAAUAUGAAGCAAUAGAUUAGCUGAAUUUGGAUGCACAUAUCCUGUACAUUAGAUUUCUUUUCAUCAGUAUGAACAAGUUUAUGGUUAGAGACAUCGGAAACGGAAUAUUCAAUGCCAAU
Molecule: messenger RNA, 2673 nt
Organism: Schizosaccharomyces cryophilus OY26
Lineage: Eukaryota; Fungi; Ascomycota; Schizosaccharomycetes; Schizosaccharomycetales; Schizosaccharomycetaceae
Product: RSC complex subunit Rsc1
Exons: 3
Coding region: 41-2569 (842 amino acids)
Biological process (GO): chromatin remodeling
Cellular component (GO): RSC-type complex
Molecular function (GO): chromatin binding; protein binding
Source: RefSeq, a predicted model, not a curated record